AUGCUGCUCAUUCUCAUUCAGUUUGUGAAGUGUGGAUAUGCCGGCUCUAAUUUCCCAGAGCACAUUUUCCCGGCUCUGGUGGGGAGACCGAUCAUCCGCUCCACAGCCAAAGUGGGAAACAUCGAGAUCAAGGACCUGAUGGUGGGCGACGAGGCGAGCGAGCUGCGCUCCAUGCUGGAGGUGAACUACCCGAUGGAGAACGGGAUCGUGAGGAACUGGGACGAUAUGAAGCACCUGUGGGACUACACUUUCGGCCCCGAGAAGCUCAACAUCGACUCCCAGAACUGCAAGAUCCUGCUCACAGAGCCGCCCAUGAACCCCACCAAGAACCGAGAGAAGAUCAUCGAGGUGAUGUUUGAGACCUAUCAGUUCUCAGGCGUUUAUAUCGCCAUCCAGGCCGUGCUCACUCUGUACGCUCAAGGUCUGCUGACGGGUGUGGUGGUGGACUCUGGAGACGGUGUCACUCAUAUCUGUCCAGUGUAUGAAGGUUUUUCUCUUCCUCAUCUCACGCGGCGUCUGGACAUCGCCGGACGCGACAUUACACGCUACCUCAUCAAGCUGUUGUUGUUGAGAGGUUAUGCCUUCAAUCACUCAGCGGACUUCGAGACGGUGAGGAUGAUGAAGGAGAAUCUGUGUUACGUGGGCUAUAACAUCGAGCAGGAGCAGAAGCUUGCGCUGGAGACCACCGUGCUGGUGGAGUCCUACACGGUGAGUUCAGCCUGGGCUGAGUUUUACAAACACAUCGUUUUGUCGGGUGGUUCUACGAUGUAUCCUGGUCUGCCGUCUCGUCUGGAGCGUGAGCUCAAGCAGCUUUACCUGGAGAGAGUGCUGAAGGGAGAUGUCGACAAGCUCUCGAAGUUUAAGAUCCGCAUCGAGGAUCCUCCACGCCGUAAACACAUGGUGUUUUUGGGUGGAGCGGUGCUAGCCGACAUCAUGAAGGACAAAGACAACUUCUGGAUGACCAGAGAGGAGUACCAGGAGAAGGGCACACGCGUUCUGGAGAAGCUGGGGGUCACCGUUAGAUAAAUCACACACACAACAUUGCACUCACACUCCCAGUCACACGGUGGCAUUUUGGCAGUGUAAACACACAAAGGUUUUCUUCAGUUUAUGAGGAUAUACUUGAGAACAACGGUUUUUCAAAUACUUGAACUUCUUUGCAAUCCAAAAAAAGAGUGCUUAAUGUUUGUACGACAUUCCAAAUGUAAAGAUUCAUAUCACCGCUGCACAUCACGAGACAAAAAUUGAAUGAAAUCGUUUAUGCUGCCAAAAUUAAUCCUCAAACGAUCCCUCAUGUAUCACCAUAUCAUGACCUGUCCGUCUUAUGACUUCACAUUGACCCUAAAAAAGAGUAAGAAACAGGAGAAUGUUGUGUAAGUAGAGGGACAAAACAA
This is a messenger RNA of Sinocyclocheilus rhinocerous, 1394 nucleotides long. RefSeq names its product actin-related protein 2-A-like. The transcript is spliced from 7 exons. The coding region runs from base 1 to 1026 and encodes 341 amino acids. The record is from RefSeq and is a predicted model, not a curated record. NCBI's taxonomy places the organism in Eukaryota, Metazoa, Chordata, Actinopteri, Cypriniformes, Cyprinidae.